Aphis gossypii (cotton aphid) is the source of this 1471-nucleotide messenger RNA. RefSeq names its product small nuclear ribonucleoprotein-associated protein B. Gene Ontology annotation, cellular component: U5 snRNP; U1 snRNP; cytoplasm. NCBI's taxonomy places the organism in Eukaryota, Metazoa, Arthropoda, Insecta, Hemiptera, Aphididae. Gene Ontology annotation, biological process: mRNA splicing, via spliceosome. The record is from RefSeq and is a predicted model, not a curated record. Gene Ontology annotation, molecular function: RNA binding. The transcript has 6 exons. Bases 203 to 829 code for a protein of 208 amino acids.
GCGGCCGCAAUGCUAAGGUGUCUACGGUGUUUCGUCGUUUGUUUACUGAUUAGGAAAAUCAUAAAGUACCGGAUCGUGUACUCGAUUUUUAUGUGAAAACUAAACGUUUUUUAACGUAUCGACUUACUCGAAUUUCUAAAAUUCACUUCAAAAUAUUCACAUUAUUUUUUGUAUCCUGUAGUAUUACGCAUUAGCAGCAAAAAUGCCUGUUACAAAGAAUAACAAGAUGAUGCAGCACAUCAAUUAUAGAGUGCGCGUUAUAUUACAAGAUUCCAGAAUGUUUAUCGGCACAUUUAAAGCCUUUGAUAAACAUAUGAACUUGAUUUUGGCCGAUUGUGAAGAAUUUCGUAGAUUGAAAAGUAAAGCCAAAGUACCCACAAUACCCGCUGAACCGAGAGAAGAAAAGCGUGUACUUGGUUUUGUCUUAUUACGUGGACAAAAUAUAGUAUCUAUAACUAUUGAAGGACCUCCUCCACCUGAAGAAGGUCUUCCUAGAGUACCACUGCCAGGUGGGGGUGGUCCAGGUUCUAGCCGUGCUGCUGGACGAGGGAUGCCCUCAGUUAUACCAUCAGCAGCUACACCUGGUUUACAAGGACCAGUGAGAGGUGUUGGAGGUCCUUCACCAGCUGCAAUGGCACCCACUAGAGGUGCUCCAGCUCAACCACCAAUAAGAGGUCCACCAAUGAUGGCUCCUCCACCAGGCAUAAUGGCUGGUAUGCCACCAAUGCCUGGCAUGGGUCGAGGUGGACCACCACCAAUGCCAGCCAACAACAUGCGUGGUCCUCCACCUAUGAUGAGAGGUCCUCCAGCUGGUCCAAGAGGAUAUUAGUAGGUAAUACUAUUAUUAUCUGCUGAAGAUUUGAUAUAACUAAAUAAAUAAUUACAUAAUAUUUAACAGUUAUAUUACCAAUUUCAUAAAUAAGUAAUGUUCAACUACAUAUUUAAUUUAAUAUUGUAAAUUCUUUUGAUUUAAUAACUACUAAUGAUAAAAUAACAUGAUUCUAUGUACUAUUAUAAUAUGUAUAAUAUAAGUAUGAAAUUGGGCAAAUCUAUAAAAUAAUCAACGUCUAUUAGUUAUUUAUAUUGGUUCAUCUUUGUUGGUUUUUUUUUUUAGUAUAUGGACUGUAUUUGCUAGUUAUUUUCGUGUGUAUUGCAUGUAUAAUUUUAAAAAUUAAAACUUAAACUAUUUUCUAUACAUCAUAUUAGCAAGUAUUAAUUUACUUGCUUAUAAUUUUGUACAUAAAUUAGUAUAAAUGCUCACAUAUUGUGUUGUAAUAUUAUUUUUAAGGCAUAAUUUUAUCUCAUCUAUAAACUAAAUUGAAAAAGUUAAUCAAUGACAAAUAUUGCAACAAAUUAUAUAAAAUAAAAUAAUUGUAUUAUUUAUAGAAUUAAAAUGUCUGUAAUUGUUUUGAUAUAAUUACCUUAUUUAUAUUCCAUUUAUUUUGAAUAAAUAAAUGUUUAUUUUUUUUCA